Molecule: messenger RNA, 8903 nt
Organism: Equus quagga
Lineage: Eukaryota; Metazoa; Chordata; Mammalia; Perissodactyla; Equidae
Gene: ATP2B4
Product: ATPase plasma membrane Ca2+ transporting 4
Exons: 21
Coding region: 743-4363 (1206 amino acids)
Biological process (GO): calcium ion transmembrane transport; regulation of cytosolic calcium ion concentration
Cellular component (GO): intracellular membrane-bounded organelle; membrane
Molecular function (GO): P-type calcium transporter activity; ATP binding; PDZ domain binding
Source: RefSeq, a predicted model, not a curated record
GAUUCCCCAGAUACAGUGGCAGAAGUUGGAUAUUCUGGAGAAGCCCGUGAAUGGGGAGUACCAAAGUCUUCCUGGUACAGAGAGCCCAGGAUCCAGACCCAGGACUGAGAAGGAGAGGAACAAGGUUGCUAGAGGCACUGGGAGCCUCUCACCAAGGGGCAGCCUCGGUUUGCCUCCAUCAUUCAAUAGCUUCUUAAUGCAAUUGAUCUUCAUCCGAGGGCAAUGGGCCUUUGUACACAAGAGAAGUAUUAAUCCUAUCAACUUCUAUAUGAGAGAUCCAGUUGUCAUCAGUAUCCAGGGAGCCCUCCUCUUCCUCCUCCUCCUCCUGCCGCCUCUCUACCACCACGGUUGCUGGUUGUUGCUAAGGUUGCCUCCAUGGUAACAUGCACAUCCUGUUUACACCUCCAUCUGGGCAAGUCGGUCUAAGCUAGGAACCUACCUACCCUGGACGGCCGCUUCCAUCGCCACCUGGGGACACCAAUCAUCGCGACGCGUGGUCCGGCUUCCACUCGGCUCCCCCAUCUUCCUCCUCCUCUCACUGCCAAGCUUCGUACGCAAAGUAGGAUCUGGGCUUGAGGCUGCUGCUCUGAAGCUUAUUGCACAAGAUCCAGUCGAUCUGUUUCCUGACCAGGCCCCAGAGAAGCACGAGGUAGGAAGAAGCGAGGCCGGGAGGCCAGAGAGCCUGGUCGGCCGGAGGGAAGCCCCGUCCUCUCGGUCCGAGGGCUCGGUGACAGCCGGCGACAUGACGAGCCCCGCAGAACGUGCCCUGCCGGCCAACUCGCCGGGCGAGAGCCGCGAGGGGGACUUUGGCUGCACGGUGAUGGACCUGAGGAAGCUCAUGGAGCUGCGCUCGGGGGACGCGAUAGACCAGAUCCACGCCCACUACGGAGGCGUGGCGAAUCUGUGCAGCAGGCUGAAAACCAACCCCGUGGAAGGUCUAUCUGGGAACCCUGCAGAUCUGGAGAGACGUAAGCAAGUGUUUGGACAGAACUUGAUCCCCCCCAAAAAACCCAAGACCUUCUUAGAACUAGUGUGGGAAGCCCUUCAAGAUGUCACACUCAUCAUUCUGGAGAUUGCAGCCAUCAUCUCCCUGGUCCUGUCCUUCUACCGCCCCCCUGGUGAAGAGAAUGAGCAGUGUGGUCUAGCUGUAAGUACCCCGGAAGAUGAAGGGGAGGCAGAAGCUGGCUGGAUUGAGGGGGCGGCCAUCCUGUUCUCUGUGAUCAUCGUGGUGCUUGUGACUGCCUUCAAUGAUUGGAGCAAAGAGAAGCAAUUCCGGGGGCUGCAGAACCGCAUUGAAAAGGAGCAGAAGUUCUCCAUUAUCCGAAAUGGUCACAUCAUCCAGCUCCCCGUGGCUGAGAUCGUGGUGGGCGACAUCGCCCAAAUCAAAUAUGGUGACCUGCUGCCUGCAGAUGGGAUCCUGAUCCAGGGGAAUGAUCUCAAGAUUGAUGAGAGUUCUCUGACUGGGGAAUCGGACCAUGUCAAGAAGUCCCUGGAAAGAGACCCCAUGUUGCUCUCAGGCACUCACGUCAUGGAAGGUUCUGGCCGGAUGGUAGUGACUGCUGUGGGUGUCAACUCCCAGACUGGAAUCAUCUUUACCCUCUUGGGGGCCAGUGAGGGAGAAGAGCAGGAGAAGAAGAAAAAAGGUAAAAAACAAGGAGUCCCUGAAAAUCGCAACAAAGCAAAGACUCAGGAUGGAGUGGCCCUGGAGAUCCAGCCACUCAACAGCCAGGAGGGGAUGGACAAUGAGGAGAAGGAGAAAAAGGCGGCCAAGCUGCCCAAAAAGGAGAAGUCAGUGCUGCAGGGCAAGCUGACCCGCCUGGCCGUGCAGAUCGGGAAGGCAGGUCUGAUCAUGUCUGCCAUCACAGUCCUCAUUCUGAUUCUGUACUUUGUGAUUGACAACUUCGUGAUACAGCGCAAACCGUGGCUGGCCGAGUGUACUCCCAUCUACAUCCAGUACUUUGUCAAGUUCUUCAUCAUCGGCGUCACCGUACUGGUGGUGGCUGUGCCAGAGGGGCUGCCACUGGCUGUCACCAUUUCCCUGGCCUAUUCUGUGAAGAAAAUGAUGAAAGACAACAAUCUGGUACGGCACUUGGAUGCUUGUGAGACGAUGGGCAACGCCACAGCCAUCUGCUCUGAUAAGACAGGCACGCUGACCAUGAACCGCAUGACUGUGAUCCAGGCUUAUGUCGGGGACACUCAUUACCAUCAGAUCCCAAGCCCUGAUGUCCUCGUGCCCAAGGUCCUGGACCUUGUUGUCAAUAGCAUUUCUAUCAACAGCGCCUAUACCUCCAAGAUUCUGCCUCCAGAGAAGGAGGGCGGCCUGCCGCGGCAGGUGGGCAACAAGACCGAGUGUGCCCUGCUGGGCUUUGUCACGGACCUGAAGCAGGAUUACCACGCGGUGCGCAGCGAGGUGCCCGAGGAGAAGCUCUACAAGGUCUACACCUUCAACUCGGUGCGCAAGUCCAUGAGCACCGUCGUCGAGAAGCCCGGCGGCUACCGCAUGUACAGCAAGGGCGCCUCCGAGAUCAUCCUGCGCAAGUGUAAUCGAAUCUUGGACAAGAAAGGGGAAGCAGUGCCAUUCAAGAAUAAGGACCGAGACGAGAUGGUGCGCACUGUCAUUGAGCCCAUGGCCUCUGACGGACUUCGGACUAUCUGUAUAGCUUACCGGGAUUUCAGUGAUGUAGAGCCCCCGUGGGACAAUGAGAACGAAAUCCUCACGGAACUGACCUGUAUCGCGGUGGUGGGCAUUGAGGACCCCGUGCGCCCAGAGGUACCAGAAGCUAUUGCCAAAUGCAAACGAGCUGGCAUUACUGUCAGAAUGGUGACAGGUGACAACAUCAACACAGCCCGGGCCAUCGCCACCAAAUGUGGCAUUUUGACGCCUGGGGAUGACUUCCUGUGCUUAGAAGGCAAAGAAUUCAACCGACUCAUCCGCAAUGAGAAGGGCGAGGUAGAACAAGAAAAGCUGGACAAGAUCUGGCCUAAGCUUCGAGUUCUAGCACGAUCUUCCCCCACUGACAAGCACACGCUGGUGAAAGGCAUCAUUGACAGCACUGUUGGGGAGCAGCGGCAGGUGGUGGCUGUCACUGGAGAUGGCACAAAUGAUGGGCCUGCACUGAAGAAAGCAGAUGUUGGUUUUGCCAUGGGUAUUGCAGGCACAGAUGUGGCAAAGGAGGCAUCAGACAUCAUCCUAACAGAUGACAACUUCACCAGCAUCGUGAAGGCAGUGAUGUGGGGACGAAACGUCUAUGACAGCAUCUCGAAGUUCCUGCAGUUCCAGCUCACUGUCAAUGUGGUGGCCGUGAUCGUGGCCUUCACUGGAGCCUGCAUCACUCAGGAUUCCCCACUGAAAGCUGUACAGAUGCUGUGGGUUAAUCUCAUCAUGGACACUUUUGCCUCACUGGCCCUGGCCACCGAGCCCCCUACAGAUGCUCUGUUGAGGCGUCGCCCGUAUGGCCGAAAUAAGCCUCUGAUCUCCCGGACUAUGAUGAAGAACAUCUUGGGGCAUGCAGUCUAUCAGCUCGCGGUCAUCUUUGCCCUUGUCUUUGCCGGUGAGAAAUUCUUUGACAUUGACAGCGGGAGGAAGGCCCCUCUGCACUCGCCGCCCAGCCAGCACUACACCAUUGUCUUCAACACCUUCGUGCUGAUGCAGCUCUUCAACGAGAUCAACUCCCGCAAGAUCCACGGGGAGAGGAAUGUCUUCGCGGGCAUCUUCCACAACCUCAUCUUCUGCUCUGUGGUUGUGGGCACAUUCGUCUGCCAGAUUUUCAUCGUGGAAUUUGGGGGUAAACCCUUCAGUUGUACGAGGCUCACUCUGUCCCAGUGGUUUUGGUGUCUCUUCAUUGGUAUUGGAGAACUGCUGUGGGGCCAGGUAAUCUCCACGAUACCCACCCAAUCCCUGAAGUUCCUGAAGGAGGCUGGGCAUGGCACCACUAAAGAGGAGAUCACCAAGGAUGCUGAGGGACUGGACGAGAUUGACCAUGCAGAGAUGGAGCUGCGCCGAGGCCAGAUCCUCUGGUUCCGAGGCCUAAACCGUAUCCAGACUCAGAUCAAAGUGGUCAAAGCGUUCCAUAGUUCCCUCCACGAAAGCAUUCAGAAACCCAAGAACCAAAACUCCAUCCACAGCUUCAUGACCCACCCUGAAUUCACCCUAUGUGAGGAAGGGCCACGAACACCACUCCUGGAUGAGCAAGAGGAGGAAAAUCUUGAAAAGUUUCCUAAGUCUGGGACUAGGGUGCUCCUGCUGGACGGAGAGGUCACUCCAUAUGCCAACAAAAACAACAAUGCGGUGGACUGCAGCCAAGUCCAGAUGGGUGCCUCCCUCUCGGACAGUCGCCUGCACAGCCUGGAGACGUCAGUUUGAACUGCAUUCUCUGACUCCCGUUUCUGCUUUCCCUGUUUCCUUUUUCAUCUGUCCUGUCCGUAAGGUGAGGAUGGGACUUUCACUGUCAUGUCAGCUGCUCCCAAGUGUGUGUGAACCCCCACCUGACCGUGAAGAGGCAAGAGCACACACCUACCGGGAUUUCAACUUAAACUUGAGUUGAGGUUUGUAGCAGGACCCAGUCAAACCCCAGGCAGGUAAUGAAUGGUGGAAUCUACUUCUUGGGUGUAUCAGUUGUCAUUUUUAAAGAAAUAAUGACAAUCCUCUUGGCAUCCAUCUCAACCCAAAUUUCCCCCCAGUAUUCGUAUAUGUGUCACCGUCUUCUGACUUCUGGAUUUUACCCUAUGAGUCUGUGCCAUUUAUAAGCUCAGUUGAGGGUUCAGAAAGACAAAUAUCCUCAAAUGUAAUGUAUUGAGGUAGGAAUGGAACAUAUAGAAUCAGCCUGCAAAGUGAUUGUUUUUAAAAUGAUUUUUCCUCUUUGAAAACUUCUACCUAAAGCCUUCGAGCUCUUCUGCGCUUUCAGUCAGACCUCCCUACGGUUCUUUGGGUCUUUUCUGACCAUUGCCUUCCUUACCUUCACUUUCUCUCUCUCUCUCUUUUUUUUUUUUUUAACUUGUGAUGAUUAGGAAAGUAGAGCGUGAAUGAAUUGUCAACUUUGGCCGUCAUCCCCUUCUGGCCCCAGUGGAACCCUUGUUUUAGUUCUAAAGGAGAUAAGUUUCUUUGCUAAAAGGGUGCUUUUGAAGCAAUGGAGAGCUGGUAAGAAUGUGUUCCUGUUGUUGCCAGGUUACCUUCCACUUCCAAACCACCAUCCUGUCUUGUGUGUGGUUUGUAAGUGCCGGGGAGCUCAGCCUUGACCAUGAAGCUUGCAUAUGUGUGGCAUGUAGUUUUUACCAUGAGCCUGAGCUUUCUCCUAUUCCUAAAGUGGUGGCAAAAGAAUGAAUAGAGGACGACCCUGCCUCCUAACUGGACUUGAUAUUGAGGACCAGAAGCUGGCAGGUCUAGGACAAGACAGACCAUCAAAGUCAAUUCUUGUGGGUCCUCCUUGGGAUGACCACAACUGCUCGAAAGCCAUCCACCAGUGCUCUUCCAAGGCAGGAGCUGAUAGUUGGGGGGGGUGAGUAUUGAAAAGCCUUGGGAGAGGCCAAAGGGCCAUCCCAGCAGUAUCUGAGAAACCAGAAACCGUGAGCUUCAGUGUGAGUACCAGCUUAGACAUUCCCUUCAGUUUUCUCAUUCUUUGCCCUGUCCCCUAACUUGUGCAGUCUCUGCAAAGGCUCUAACCUUGCUCAGAUAGUCUGAUUUUGAAAAUAUAUAUCCAGAAUGGGAGGCUCCAGUGACAUUUUGCUGAUGUAACGGAGCAAAAGGCCCACCCUGAAAUGCCCUCCUCGUUCCUCUUCCCCGCCUCGCGCGCCCCGAAGCCCUCUCCAGAGCACGCUCGGCUGUGCGGUGAAGCCUCUGCCCUCCUGCCCCGAACGCUGCCCGCAGCAGCCCCCGCCCACCUGCCUCUCAGGAGCCGGGGACUUUGCUGGGAGCUUCUUUAAGUGUCCCGUAAUGGGACUAGGUGGAGCGUGUUUGUGGGAGCUCCACUUUUACCCCUGCUGAUGUUGGCUUCAGCUCUUCUGUGCAGGGUUAGCUCACGUCUGCCCGUUCUCUCCCACGAGGUAAGUGAAGCCUGUCUCUGUCUUUCUAGAAUGAGGGGAGUUGGGAGAAGGGGCUUGCGGCUCGUAUGAACUGCCACAUUUCCGUUUGUGAGAGUGGGAGACCCAAGCCUGUCCUCUGCAGCCCUUCCUUCUGGAUCUUUCUCCCUCACCCCUUCACCGGAGCUAUCCAAGGGAAGGAGAGUAAGAAACAGCACCCCACACACUGCAUUACCACAUCACCCACCAAAGUUGAGUUUGUUUUUAUAAAGGUUACAUGCUUCAGCAAUCUUUUCUCUGUCUGAAAUACAGGGAAUUUAUUUAUUGUGGGGAGGAAAAAAACAGCUCACCCAAGGUGUCAGGUGUUCCCGUGCAUAUUUAUUAAGUACGUUGGAAGAUUUAGUUCUCUCGAGUCUUUUAUUACCUCAGAUCAGCUUGAAAAAUAAGCCAACAACAAACUUUGGAGGCUCUUUCACACUCCUGCUCCCAGAAGACUCUCGGUGCCUGACCGGUCACUCUCGAGGGCUUGCGUCUACUUGUUUAAAACUCAACGGGUAUUUUGUGUAUUCUAGUUUCCAUAGUAGGAGAGAAAAUAUAGAAAUAUUAUGCAAAAAAAUAUAGUUUUCUUUAGAUCAGAAACUGAUAUUUUUUGAGUCAGCCAUAUGUAUUUUGUUUAAAGGAUUUAGAAUAAAGUACUGUCAUGGAACCCUGUGGAAGGGAGCAGAGACCCAGCUGUUAGACAUGACAGGUGACUUCAUAUAUUUGUAGUUGGUCUCGAAACCAAUGCACCGUACUUCUUUCUCCAAACAGCCAUCUUUAUACUUAGGGGGAAAAAUUUGUUGGGUUCUAGACUUUUUUAAUAUAAAUUUUGUUGAUACGGAGUUGAGUACGUUUAAGUGUUUAUGUGCAUAUGUUUUUUAUAUAAGUUUUUUUUUCUAUUCAGUUUCAGUGAUCCAACUGGCAGUGAGUAAAUAUGGCAUAAGUUAAUAAAGUUUUCCCCCAAAAUGGUGCUUUGGAUUUGAAAAGGGUCUGAUGGGGAGAAGGGGAAAACAUCUUAGAUUCCUCUCUGGAUAAACCUAGAAAAACAGUCAACAGACUGCAGAUGGGAAGGACAGCAUCCAGCAAGAAGGGGCAGUGGCAGGCCGUGAGCAUGCGCCCCCGUAGAGGGGGCGCCAGGCUCUUCAGUGACUAGUGAUUAGGAUCAGGGCCUGGGUGGACUGGUGUUGCUUGUAGAGCAGCCGGCAGAGUGGUACCCCAGGCAUGAGUAUCUCUCGUGCUGCAAGGAUAUUCUGAUUUGGGGUUUGCAGUUUUUAUGCUUCUUUCACCUCCUGUUGUCCCCGCAGUUUUGCAUUAGUGAGUUUUUGUGCAAGGAUCUGAUUGGGGCCUUCUUAGCCUGCCCUAGGAAGGUGUCGGACAAUCUAUUAGAUGGGGGGUAGAGCUGUAAGUGGGAAAACCAAGGCUGGGUCUAGCCCUGGGGACAGUCUUGGCUAGGACCUUCCUGUGGUGUCCUCCACCCUCUGAAAUGACUCCUCCAUCCACCACCUAGAAACCCUUCUGGCACUGUGGCUUCCUUAGGGUUUGGGUUUCUUCUCCUCCUCGAGCUUCCGAGGGGAGAGGUUGCACAACGAAAUCAGAGGAUUACCUCACCCAGAGGGCGCAGCAAGCUCGCAGGUGCCCCGACACCCCUAAACGUGGCGUGUCCUCUCUUCCCUGCUCCCCUUGCCUAAUGAUGGAAGCAGCCCAAGCUGCCCUCACAGAGUGCACAUGUCCGCACUGUCCACUGCAGUGGGGGGUGGGCCGGACCCUUGCCUGCCCUUCCUAAGCCGUUCCAGCCUCUUCCUCAGAAGAGACAGAUACCCCUCCAUUGAGCUCCGUGCCAGUCCUCGACCUUCCCAACCUUGCUGUUUGGCCUGCUGUCCUCUUUCCUCUUGAGGAGGAGAGAGGAGAGAGGUGAGCUUCCCAGGACUGAACUGGCCUUUGGUUCCUGUUUUCUCCCAUAUGUAUAUAUGCCAUAUGUGAAUAUGCCAUAUAUAUGUACCAAGAGAUCUGUCUAUGUUGUUCUUUUCAAAGCAGCACGCAGAUAGGAAUUUUGAAUUUCUUCUCUUUUUUCAGUAACUGGUAUAACAAGCACUGGUAUUUUUAUAUAAAAAAGAAAAACAAAACAGAAGAUUGACUUGUGAUCUGCAUGACAAAAACAAAUGGUGGUCUCGAAGCCGUGUGCACCCCGCUGUGUGUUGCCAUAAUGUGCAGUUCAGCUUACCAGCGCGGCCAAUCUGUAUUUGCAUUCUGAUAGUAUUUAAACCCUCUGUGCAGUGUUUUGCAUGUGUUUAUAUGAUUCUUAGGGAAAAAAUGCUAUAAACUGGCAAAUCUGAAAUUCAAAUAUGUUGUUCCACUGAGACAGGAAGAAUAAAAGAAGAAUUUUAAAAGAAGGAAAAAAGGGAUAAGUUUUUUGGAACCAAUAAAGCUUUUUGUUGAUGAGCAGAAACCGGUACUGCCGUGCACUGAGAAUAAAAACCCACGCCCACUGGUCACUGCGCCGUCAUCAGUGUUCUCCGCUUUUGAGUCAUGUCACUCUGUGUCUGUUGAAGUUGAGAAGGGAUCUGCCACAGCCACGUCGAGAGCCCCAUCUCUGCAAGCCCAGAACUCAGCUUGUCGCUGGACCCUGACAUGCUUCUCUGCCAGCACUUCCCCCAGUGACUGGCGGCCCUGGUUGUCAGAUUCAUUUCCUGGAGUACGAGCUUUGUCUGCCCCCUCUGGUCAGAAUUUAUGAUCAGGGAGCUGUCAAGCUGGAGCUCUUGAGAAAGGAUCCGUUUAGAAGGAUAAGAGGCUCGAUGUUCCUUUUUUCUUUGCUUUUUUUUACUUAAUAAAAUACCUUUUGGGAAAAUUCA